Molecule: messenger RNA, 2401 nt
Organism: Phacochoerus africanus (Common warthog)
Lineage: Eukaryota; Metazoa; Chordata; Mammalia; Artiodactyla; Suidae
Gene: EEF1AKMT3
Product: EEF1A lysine methyltransferase 3
Exons: 4
Coding region: 374-1054 (226 amino acids)
Biological process (GO): peptidyl-lysine methylation
Cellular component (GO): cytoplasm; cytosol
Molecular function (GO): protein-lysine N-methyltransferase activity
Source: RefSeq, a predicted model, not a curated record
GGCUGGGCCUGGCAGGGCGGGGCCGCAGGGGGCCGAUGCGGGAGGGCUCCUCCGCGCCGCUGGUCUUCAACACACUGGCAAGGCUAGAUCUGCACCGAGCCUCUUUCCUUAGCCUGCUUCUACUUGGCAUUCAGCUGCAUCUGACCCUCGCGGUCCCGCGUGAGUCCCGUCCGGUGUGCGCUGGAGCCCCGAGCCAGAGAGGCCGCUCCUCAUUCCACGUCCAGGAAGUCAAACUGGAGGAAAGAAGGCAAACUCGCGGAGGCGGGGCUCGGUGCCACGGGGCAGCCGAGACUGCCCACGGCCCCCCAACCCCCACCCCGCUUCAGCUCUGGGAUCCGAGUGCCCACCGGCGUCCCUGCACUCUCUUUGCCAGAUGGCAGACCCCCGCCCAGAUCCUGAAUCAGAGCCCGAAUCGGUGUUCCCACGGGAGGUCGGGCUCUUCGCCGACUCUUACUCGGAGAAGAGCCGGUUCUGCUUUUGUGGGCACGAGCUGAGCAUCACAGAGAACUUCGGAUCCCGCCUUGGCGUGGCAGCGCGCGUGUGGGACGCGGCUCUGAGCCUGUGCAACUAUUUCGAGAGUCAAAAUGUGGAUUUCCGAGGCAAGAAAGUGAUCGAACUGGGAGCGGGGACGGGCAUCGUGGGUAUCCUGGCAGCACUGCAGGGGGGGGAUGUUACCAUCACUGACCUGCCCCUGGUCCUAGAACAGAUCCAGGGCAACGUCCAGGCCAAUGUGCCAGCUGGAGGCCGGGCCCAGGUCCGAGCCUUGUCCUGGGGGAUUGACCAGCAUGUCUUCCCUGGAGACUAUGACCUGGUGCUGGGGGCGGAUAUCGUGUAUCUGGAGCCCACCUUCCCACUGCUGCUGGGGACCCUCCGACACCUGUGCGGGCCCCAUGGCACCAUCUAUCUGGCUUCCAAGAUGAGAAAGGAGCACGGGACAGAGAGCUUCUUUCAGCACCUCCUGCCCCAGCAUUUCCAACUGGAGCUGGCCCAGCGGGAUGAGGAUGAGAAUGUCAACAUCUAUAGGGCCAGGCACAGGGGACCAAGACCUGCUUGACGUCACACUUCUGCUCCUCUGAACCCCUUGUUCUAAUGAAGAAACUGCCAAAUCUUCAAAGCCAUAAACAUAAGGACCAAAAACAGAUGGAUUUCCCUUGCCUCUGUCUUUCCUCCUUCCCUCUUUGUUUCUUGAGGUACUCUUGGGCAGGUGCAGGAGGUGCUGUCAGGGAUACUGGGUUAGAGUGCAAAGGAAGUUCCCGGUUCCCAUUCUCAGCAGAGGAAGAUGGAGGGUAUCCAGGACUUUAGGCGAAGGAGAGGUAAGUGGGAUGUGAGAAGAAUGGCUGCAGAGACAGACAUGCUCCCGUCUAGUCCUGCUAUUGUCUUUUUUAUGCAGAAUGGAUUAUUUUUUUAGAUUCCAGUAGAGUUUUUUUUUUUUUUUUUAAAGAGAGAGAAAUGAGCAUUAAAGAUUUCUGCAUCUAAAGGACUCAGACUUUUGCUGGGGUCCUGGGAAGCAAGAAACCUCAGACCACCCACUUCUUGCUUCUAGAGACAGUCUGGUGGUCCCAUGGCUGUAACUGGGUCAAAGUCCUCCCAGCACUGAUGUUGGGGAUAGGCAGCAGAGGUGUCCUUUGGACUGUAGCUCCUUCACUCUUUGCAGAGUUGGAGCCCUGAUCACCAUGUACCAGGUUCUCUUAUUUUUCUUUAGGUUUCCAAGCCCUGUCUGCCCUUCCUUCCUAAUGUGUUUUGCCUUCACUUCUUUUCUCCUCCCACUGUGGGACCUCUGGUUGGGGCUCUCUUUACUUCUCCUUGGGCCACAUAUCACCUCCUCUGGCCUCCUUUCAUUCCCCUUUAAACCAUUUUGUAAACUCUCUUGAGUUUCCAGAAUCAGUUCUGAUUAGCUUCUGCUGCUGCCAAGAGAAGCAAGAGUAAGCUCUUUUGCUCUGUACUCAAUCUAUCCCAUAUGAUCCCAAAUUACCCUUCUACUUCAUUUCCUACUGGUUUCCCACAUGUGUUGCAGCCUCCUACAAAAGGUCUAUUCUUUGUGCCCUAAAUCCACACCAAGAUUUUCUGACUUCUUCCUUCACUCUUUUUGAUGAUUCCUUGCCUGGAAGGGCUGUUUCUGCCUGUGAAAAAUCUUCAUUACGCUUAACCUCGUUCCUGAAAAAAGCUUUUCCUGAGCUUCCUGUUUGAAUAUGAUUCCUUUCUCCCUUGAGACCCUUUAACUGUUCCUCUUGUGGGGCUUACCUUGUCUUGUAUGAUCAUUUGUCUGUUCCCUAUUUUCUCCCCAUUAGAUUACCUUGGAGGGUAGGGCUGUGGUUCCUGGCACACAAUUGGUGUUCAACAAAUAUUUUUGUUCGGGAGUUCCCAUCGUGGCUCAGCAGAAAUGAAUCUGACUAGUAUUCAU